AUGGCCUCACCCCCCACCCCCCUCGCCAUCUUCCUCCUCCAUCUCCUCCUACUCUCCCUCCCCCUUCAUUCCCAAUCCCUCUUCCACUUCUCGUGCCUCAACACCUCCGACUACAACUCGUGCACCUCCCAACACCCCAACCCAACCCAAAUCCUCCACCUUGCCGCACGCGACGCCAUCAACCAAGCCCUCAGCUCCAUCCACACCAUCUCGAACCUCUCCCCGCUCUCCACAACCCUCCGCGAGCGCGCCGCCCUCGAAGACUGCAAAGAACUCCUUGACUUAUCCGUCCACCAAAUCAGCCAAUCCCUCGCCGAAAUUGAAUGGCUCGAAAACACCCAACACGAAGCCAAUCUCCUCUCGUGGCUAAGCGCCGCGCUGAGCAACCAAGACACAUGCCUCGAAGGUUUCGAAAAAACCGACGGCCGUUUAAUGCAUUACGUGCGUGGUGGCCUCAACGAAGUCACCCAACUCGUAAGCAACUUGCUUGAGAUGUACAAAAGGUUGAGGAGCAUAGUUCCGAGGAGAAAUGAGACAGAGUUGGAGGAUGAUCAUGGUGAUGAUCAAUUACCUUCGUGGAUGACGGAGGAGGAGAUGGAGAUGGUGAGCGCGAAUGAGAGGGAAAUGCUGGUGGAUGCGGUGGUGGCGGCGGAUGGAACCGGGAGGUUUCGGACGGUCGGGGAAGCGGUGGAGGAUGCGCCGAGUCAUAGCUUGAGGAGGUAUGUGAUCUUUGUGAAGAGAGGGGUUUACAAGGAGAAUGUUGAGCUAAAGAGGAAGAAGAGUAAUAUCAUGCUGGUAGGGGAAGGAAUGGGAGUUACUGUUAUUACCGGGAGUAGGAAUUUCAUGCAGGGCUGGACCACCUUCCGGACUGCUACUUUUGCCGUUUCCGGUCAGGGUUUCAUAGCGAGAGACAUAACAUUCCGGAACACCGCGGGCCCACAAAACCGCCAAGCAGUGGCUCUCCGGGUUGACUCCGACCGCUCCGCGUUCUUUCGAUGCAGCAUCGAAGGAUUUCAGGACACGCUAUACGCGCAUUCCCUGCGACAAUUCUACCGCGAAUGCCACAUCCACGGGACCAUCGACUUCAUCUUCGGCAACGGCCAGGCAGUCUUCCAGAACUGCAAGAUCUUCACGAGAAAGCCGCUGCCUUUCCAAAAGGCCACCAUUACGGCGCAAGGAAGAAAGGAUCGCAGCCAGAAUACAGGCUUCUCGAUUCAUAAUAGCUUCGUGUACGCCACCGUGCCGACGUAUUUGGGUCGGCCAUGGAAGGCUUUCUCGAGAACGGUGUUCAUGCAGUCGUAUUUGGGCUCGGGCGUUCAGCCGGCGGGUUGGCUGGAGUGGGCUGGAGAUUUUGCGUUGGAUACGUUGUUCUAUGGGGAGUAUAUGAAUUAUGGGCCGGGUGCGGGUCUGGGAGGGAGGGUUCGGUGGGGGGGAUAUCAUGUGAUUAGAGAUGCGGCGGUGGCGCGGUACUUUACUGUGCGGCGGUUUAUUGACGGCGCGAGGUGGUUGCCGAGAGCGAAUGUGCCGUUCACGGCGGAUUUGAGGAAGUAGGUUAUUUUCAGGUGCGCGGUUGUUCGGUUUAGGUGAUGGAUAGCAUAUGAUUAUUUUGUAAUUGUAACAUGGAUUAUACGCCAAAAAUGUUUAUUUUCAUUUAUUUUUUGGAAGAA
Phalaenopsis equestris is the source of this 1667-nucleotide messenger RNA. RefSeq names its product putative pectinesterase/pectinesterase inhibitor 22. The transcript has 2 exons. The coding region runs from base 1 to 1551 and encodes 516 amino acids. Gene Ontology annotation, biological process: cell wall modification. Lineage: Eukaryota; Viridiplantae; Streptophyta; Magnoliopsida; Asparagales; Orchidaceae. The record is from RefSeq and is a predicted model, not a curated record. Gene Ontology annotation, molecular function: pectinesterase inhibitor activity; pectinesterase activity.